AUGGUACAAGCAGGACUCCUCAACACUAUCGCCCUGUUCGCGGAAAACGCUACGGAUCAAGGGCAGAAGAUGCUUGAUUCCACGAUCGAACUAGCUUUACGACUCGGCAUGCACCAGCGGAGCUUUGCUUCAACGCAUGCUGGUGAUCUGACUGUGCUGGAAGAAAGCAUGCGGAGAACCUGGUACGAAUUGUACGUGAUCGACGGCUGCAUCGCGGCAUUGCAGCGAAAAUCGACGUUCAAAACCAACACAGUAAACGCUGAUGUUCUUUUACCAUGCGAAGACUUUACUUACGAAGCCGGAAUGUGCUUUAUGCCAGCAACUAUGGCCGAAUUUCACGGCAACGUCUUUGCCGAAGAGGAAAAGGUGUUUUCUUCCUUCUGCUACCGCAUAGAAGCCGUACGUCUUCUCGGACGAGUUCUGACUAUCACUGGAAAGCAUGGGGUGGAUCGAGAUUUGGUGCAGGCCGUUGACAAUGCGCUUGCUGCAUUCUUAUACCACUUACCACGCUCCAAAAGCGAAGCGGAGAUCUCAAACACCUUCGGUGAUCUGGACGAACUCAUGUUCCAAGCGCACACUAUCAUCCAAUGGAGCACUAUUCUCGUGCAUUACCCCAGAGGCGAUCUGAUAUCUUCUGACCUGUUAACACAAGACGUACUUGGAGCCAACUGUACCAAGCUCCUUUGUCCCUGCAAUCGACAACAUAUCCACUCCGUCAAAGCCAUCGAAGCCUCCAAGACCCUAGCUAUGUUAGCGGCGCUGCGUACUCCCACUCAAAAGCACACACCAUUGUUUGUGUAUCCACUGGCUCUCGCUGCUGUCGUUCAGCUUUCCAUCGGCGCGAUGCACGACAAAAGCCCUCGGCGUUGCUUGGACCAGCACGCUGACCGAGUGAAGCUGUUACUCGGGGUACUCAAGUCUAUGAGCCGCCAAUGGUCGGCUGCUGGAAUUGUGUUACGCACCCUGAAAAGGGUAGCAUCCGCAGUAUUCCGUAGUUCCUCCGUCGAUUCACCGUCCAGCAUAGUGGCUCCUCCAGCCACAUCAAUUGAUAACGAUGCUUUCCCCGACUUCGAUCUCCAGGAUUUGUACGGACUUGUAGGCCUUGAUAACAAUUCGUUAGGCAUAUGA
Messenger RNA from Alternaria hordeiaustralica, 1128 nucleotides. RefSeq lists its product as uncharacterized. NCBI's taxonomy places the organism in Eukaryota, Fungi, Ascomycota, Dothideomycetes, Pleosporales, Pleosporaceae. Gene Ontology annotation, molecular function: DNA binding; zinc ion binding. Bases 1 to 1128 code for a protein of 375 amino acids. Gene Ontology annotation, biological process: DNA-templated transcription. The transcript has a single exon. The record is from RefSeq and is a predicted model, not a curated record.